UUGAUGCGGGUUCAUUAGCGGAACUGCCUUAGAAGGAAAUAAACGACAAUUGAUGCCGCCUUCACGAGAUUUAAAGCUGAUUAAAAAAAAACAGUCUUUCCUCAGACAUUUCUUCACUUCCUCCUUCCCCGCUGGGCUCAGUGCAGAAGACGGCACUUAAUUAAAGAAUUCAAACACAGAAACACUGGAAUCGCUCAGGGGUCAGGCAGUCUUUCAGUGUCGACAGAAGUAAAUGAUUCAGGUUUGCAGAUAAACCCACACAGGUCAGUCGGUGAAACAGUUGGAUGCUGCUUUGGCCAGCCAUGGGUUCAUUUGACCACAACUCCACGGGCCACGUGCCCGGGGGGAACGACAGCUGCCAGGUGGAUUCGGAGUUCCGAUACGUGCUCUUCCCCGUGGUCUACACCGUGAUCUUCAUCCUGGGGAUCUUGGAGAACUGCUACGUCCUGUGGAUCUUUAGAUAUCUGGCCCCCAGCUCCAACAUCAACGAGAUCAGGAUCUUGAUGGUGAAUCUCAGCGUUGCCGACCUACUCUUCAUCCUAACCCUUCCCUUUUGGGUGGUCUACUACGUUCAGAAGGGGAACUGGACAUUCUCCGACUUUUCCUGCCGCUUGGCUGGCUGUCUGUUCUUUAUCAACACCUACUGCUCCAUCGCGUUCCUGGCGGUGAUCAGUUACAACAGGUACCGUGCGGUGGCCUAUCCCAUCGAAACCAGCCAGAGGUCGGGCAGGAAGAGGGGCUGCAUCGUAUCGACGGUCAUCUGGCUGAUAAUCAUUGCCAGCGCCUUGAAGUUCCUGAUACAACAGGGGACCAACAAAGUUGGCGACGUCACCCGAUGCUUCGAGGGGUACAAGACUAAAGAAUCCAUGCCCGUGGUGAUUAUUCACUUCCUGCUGAUCGGCGCAUUCUUCUUGGCCUUCCUGGUCGUCAUCGUGUGUAACGCCCGCAUCCUCUGCAUGUUGUCCUUGCGGGUGGUUCAGCCGAAGAAGAGCUGGAAGGUGCGGAGGCAAGCCUUCCGCCUGGUGUGCAGUGUGAUCGUGGUCUUCCUCGUCUGCUUCGUGCCGCACCACCUGGUGCAGGGUCCCUGGACGCUGACCGUGCUGGGGCUGUGGCGGAGCGAGGACUGCCACUUCCGCACGAGGGUGGACGUUGCCCACCAGAUCACCCUCUGCCUGAUGGGCCUGAACUGCGUGCUGGACCCCAUCAUAUACUGCUUCCUCACGCACAAGUUCAGGAAGUUCAUCCAACGCAGCGUGAAAAGCUGGACUUCCACUCGGAAGAGUUUCCGCACCAUAACCUUAAUUGACACAAAUCUGGGAGAAAUGGGUCAACAAAACAACGCCCUGCAAUAAAUCUGACACCGGAGUCCGGGAUGUGGAGGGACGAACCGCAGAUGCUGGUUUAAACAGAAGGUUGACACAAA
Molecule: messenger RNA, 1423 nt
Organism: Amblyraja radiata (thorny skate)
Lineage: Eukaryota; Metazoa; Chordata; Chondrichthyes; Rajiformes; Rajidae
Gene: ptafr
Product: platelet-activating factor receptor
Exons: 2
Coding region: 285-1352 (355 amino acids)
Biological process (GO): chemotaxis; G protein-coupled receptor signaling pathway
Cellular component (GO): membrane
Molecular function (GO): G protein-coupled purinergic nucleotide receptor activity; platelet activating factor receptor activity
Source: RefSeq, a predicted model, not a curated record